AUGAAAAAGGAAGUUACAGAUAAUAAUAAAUUACCAAAUAAGGAAAUGAAUAAUUUCCGACUAAUGACCCAAUUAAUAGAGUUAAAAAAACAUAAAAAAGCAUAUAAAAUAUGUGAACAAAUUUUAAAGAAAUAUCCAAAAAAUGGAGAAACAUUAGCUGUGAAAGGAUAUUUACUAAAUUUGUUAGACGAGAAAAAUAAAGAAGAAGCUUUUAAAUUUAUUAAAGAAGGAAUCAAAAAUAAUUUAUUUAGUAGUUUUUGUUGGUAUUUAUAUGGAUGCUUAUACAAAAUGUAUAAAAAUUAUGAUGAGUCUUUAAAAUGUUUUAUGAAGGCUAUUCAAUUAAAUAAGUAUGAUUAUAAAGCAUUAAAAGAGGCAUGUAUACUUUUAUUAUAUUUAAAAAAAUACGAACAGUUUAAGGAUUUACGAUUAGAUAUGUAUAAAGAUAGUGCUAAAAGUGUUAGAGAUAAAGCUAUUUUAAUUUUUUCAUUUCAUUUAUUAAAAAAUUAUGAGAAGUGUUAUGUAAUUAUUAAACAAAUAGAAAAUGAUUUAGUCAAUGAUAAUGAUUUGACUAGUAAUGAAAGACAUGAUCUUUUAAUAUACAUGAGUGAAAUACUUCUAGAAGGAAAAAUGUAUAAUGAAUGUUUGGUAUUUUUAAAAAUGCAUGAGAAAGAAUUAAUAGAUAAAUUAUGGUUUUAUCAAAUGAUGGGAUUAAUUUAUUUAUAUGAAAAUAAUUUUUUACAAGCAAACUUUUUUUUUAAAGAAGCUUUUUCCAUUAAUUAUGAAAAUAUAAAUUUACUAUUAUUAAUUUUAUUUACAGAAAAUAAUUAUUAUAUUAAAAAUAAAAAGAAUGAUAAAGAAAGAAUAGGAAGAAUUAUAGAUGAAACAGAUAAUACAAAUUUGUUGCAAAAUGAAUCAGAUAAAAAAACUUUGUCUAGUCUAUUUUAUCUCGAUUACAAAAAUGAGCAUAAGAUAAAUGAAAAAGUGGAUAUUAAUAAAAAUGUUAAGGUAUUAUUACAUGACUGUAUUUUAGAUAUAUAUGGAUCUGAUAGAAACUUAAAGUUGCUAUCAAAAAUUGAUAAAAAUAUUUUAAACGAUUAUGUAUGUAAAAAUUUAGAAAUGCAUAAAUAUGAUGUAUAUACAAUUUCUGAAUUUAAUAAUUUUGUUAAUAUAAACUUAAUAGAUGAAUCUAAAUUUAAAGAUAAUUUGGAUUCGAAUAAUGUAGAUGAAUAUAUUAAUUCAUUAAAAAUAAAUCUGAAAAAAGAAAGUAGUAACUUACAGUCUAAUAAAGAUAUAUAUUCCUAUAACAAUGUUCAUUGGUCAAUGAUUUUUGAUGUUGAUCUUCUAUAUUGCUAUAAAAGAAAAUUUGAAAAAAAUAUGAAUACACUAUAUUAUUAUAAAAUUAAAAAUUUAAACGAAGAAGAAGAAGAUUGCUUUGAAAGUUAUUUUAAAAAUUUACAAAGAAUAUAUGAUAAAUCAAAUUUAUUAAAAAUAUUUCCUUUACAUUUUUAUAAUGAAAAAAGGUUCUUUUAUUAUGUAGAAAAAUUACUGCGUAGUUUAUGCUUUCAGAAUUCUUUAACAAUUUUUAGUUAUUUCAAAUCACUUUUCACAUUUAAAAAUAUUAAAAUUAUUCUUUUUAUACUUCAUAAAUACAUUGAUAAUUAUGAUAAGACAAAGGAAAUAUUCUCCUUUUUUGAUGAUAAUUAUAAUAAUUGUAACAAUUCUAAUUCUUUAAUGGAAAACAUACGAAAAGUAAAGAAAAUGAACAACAUUAAUGAUCACGAAAAUAAUUUUGAAAAAAGAGAAUGCCUACUUGAAAAUGAUUUAAAAAGCGAUCUCGUAGAACAAAACAGAAAUAUAAAUGAUAUAAAUGAAAUGAAAAAUGAAAAAAUAAACAGUAAAGCUUAUAAUAAUAUCGAAAAAACAGAUGGUGAUAAUGAAAAACGCCAUACAGAGGAGUUAGAAAAUGGAAAAAAUACUGUUAAGGAAAAUCAAUUAGAAAAUUUUAUAGAAGAAAAAGAAGUGUUAAACAAUAUGAUGGGAAUAUCACCAUUAGGAAGAGAAUCAAAGAAAUCUGAGAACGGAGAUGAAAUAAAAUUUGAUAAAGAAAAAAAGGAAAUAAAAAUUGAUAUAAAAAAGGUUUGCUUAACAGAAGAAGAAAAAAAUGAGUAUUUUGUUUUAUGCCUAUAUUCAUUUAUUAGUCAAAUAUAUGACUAUAUUAAUUGUACAAAAGAAGCAUUAAAUUUUAUUGACAAAGGUAUUAAUAAUAUUAAAUAUAAAAAAAACGAACAUAUAAAAUAUGAACUAAUUUUUAUUAAAGGGAUCAUAUAUAAAAGAAAUGGCAAUUAUUUAGAAUCAUAUAAGUAUUUAGAACAAUGUAGAAAUCAUAAUGUCGAUGAUAGAUUUAUUAAUACCAAAACAGUUAAAACUUGCUUAAAAUGUGGGCUAAUAAAAGACGCAAAAAAAACUGCAACUCUUUUUACAAACCCAUUAGAUAAUAAUUUUUUAAAAAACAUAAAUGAAACACAAUGUUUCUGGCUAGAAUAUAAUAUAUCCUUAAGUUAUAUUAAUAACCAUCCUAAUAUACAUUUAAAUAGUUUUUUAAAUUCCCAAAAGAAUAAUAUUUAUAAUUUUAAUGACGAUGAGAAGAGUGGCAACAAUAGUGAUGAUUUCAAUUUAAAAAAAAGUAUUUUAUUAGAUAAUGAUAUAAAUUCAAAAAGCAAAUUUAGUGAUUAUAGUAAAGGAUUGAAUCUUUUGCAUAUGGCUCAUAAGCAAUUUAUUGAUAUUCAUGAAGAUCAAAUUUGUUUUUAUCAUUAUGCAUUAAGAAAGAUGCUAUUUAAAACAUAUAGACAUUUAUUAUAUAUGACAGGAAAUAUUUUUUCUAGUAGAUUUUAUAGAAAAAUUGGAAAAAAUAUAAUUAAAAUUUUAUUAAACAUGCAUGAUUAUGAUAUUUCAGAAAAAGAUGACUUAAACAAAAAUAAUAAAAAAAAAAAUAAAUCUAAUACUUCAAAUCAAGAAGAUAAUGAAUUUUAUGAGUGUAUUAAAAAUGAUCCUUUAGAAAAUUCUUUGAUAUACAUGAACACAUUUUUAUCACAACCAAAUAUUGAUUUAUCUGUAUAUAAAUUAAAUUAUGAAAUCAUAAAAAGGAAAGAUAAAGAUCCUGUAAAAAUGAUUAAUAACAUUUUAAAAAUUAAGUCAAUAUUUCCACAUCAUAAUUAUAAUCACAAAUUGGCUCCAUUAAUUUCCCAUUAUUUAUACACUGUUUCACUCGAUCACAUAAACGAAGAUAUGAAAAAAGAAAUAACAACUAAAUUAAAUGAAAUAUUUAAUUUAAAUCAUCCUGAAUAUAACGAUGAGUUAUUAAAACAAAUAAGAAUAAAAUAUAUGAAUGAUUUUAUCAAAUUUUUCAAUGAGCAUAAAAAAGGAGAUUUGUGCUAUUAUCAAGCAGCUUUAGAAAUGUAUAUUGACUGCAAUGAAGCAAUUGAUGAAAGAUUACUAAAAGAUAUUGAGCUCAACCCAGAAAAAAAUAAAUUAGGAAGAUGUUUUAAAUUUUUAAAAUUUUUAAUUAAAAACAGAAAGAAAUAUCCAGAAUUAGUCGACAUUAUGAAUAGUUUUAAAGUUUUAUGUGCUGAAGUAUUCCCACUAGCAACAGCUUUUCAUUGA
Molecule: messenger RNA, 3660 nt
Organism: Plasmodium gallinaceum
Lineage: Eukaryota; Apicomplexa; Aconoidasida; Haemosporida; Plasmodiidae
Product: N-alpha-acetyltransferase 15, NatA auxiliary subunit, putative
Exons: 5
Coding region: 1-3660 (1219 amino acids)
Biological process (GO): N-terminal peptidyl-methionine acetylation
Cellular component (GO): cytoplasm
Molecular function (GO): protein binding; protein-N-terminal amino-acid acetyltransferase activity
Source: RefSeq, a predicted model, not a curated record